Volvox carteri f. nagariensis is the source of this 1209-nucleotide messenger RNA. RefSeq lists its product as uncharacterized. The transcript has 3 exons. The record is from RefSeq and is a predicted model, not a curated record. The coding region runs from base 1 to 1209 and encodes 402 amino acids. Lineage: Eukaryota; Viridiplantae; Chlorophyta; Chlorophyceae; Chlamydomonadales; Volvocaceae.
AUGCAACUGAAUAUUCCGGAACGCGAUAAAAAGCCCUGGGUGCCUCGCAUUCAACAACCCCAACCAUCGGGUUCGGCGGGUGUGCAGGAGUUCAGUAAGCACGGCAGCAGCGACAUCAACGCCCUGGUGGACGUGCUCAAGCAAGUGCAGGCGGGUCAGAUCAGGGCCGACUACCUGCACAAGGACCAGCGCAAAUCCCUGGAGCGCCGCAACUCACUGGACAGGUCGGAUUCACUGCGCAAUGGCGGCGGCGGGGCGGUGGCGGUGGGGCGCACCGACUCCAUUCUCCGCCGAGCUGACUCCCGACGUGCCUCCGCUGAGGGCUCCCGGCCGGCGGCAGCAGGAGGAGGUCUGGAGCGCACCGGGUCCAUCCGCAGAUCCAUGGACGAGGACGCGGCUGCGGCUGCGGCUGGUGGUGGUGGUGUAGGCCUUCAGAGCAACCCCACAUUGCUGCGGCGCAAGAGUUUGGAACAGAGGCCGCAUGCAGGCGGCCUGGAUGCGUAUGGCACGGGUGGCUCAGGGUCCCUGCCCAGUCCCGCAGCCGCAAACGGUAUGGGCAUGGGCAUGGGCAUGGGCAUGGGAAUGGGCAUGGGCAUGGCCGGCAUGCACCUGGGCGGCAGCAUGAACUCCUCCAUGGGCGCCGCGGGGCCCGGUAUGGGGGCCGGUAUGGGGCCCGGAGGUUUCACUCCCGGUCUGGGGAGCUUUAGCGGCAGCAGCGGCACCAUGGGAAGUUUCAACAGCGGCACCAGGGGCCUGGGCGGCUUGGCCCUGGGACCGGUGGGUAACGGUAUGGCGGGUGCCGUGUCAAUGGGCGGCAUGAGCGGGGUUGGCAUGGGCAUGGGGCAUAGCGCCGCCGGUGCCAUGAAUGGGCAGAUGGGGAUGGGCGGCAGCGGCGGCGGCGGCGGCGGCGACAUGGCCGCGAUGAUGGGUAGCAUGUCGCUGGGGGCUGGCGGCGGCGGCAACGGCGCCGCCGCUGCCGCUGCCGCGCCGUCGGCCAACGGCGAGCUGAUUCGCAUGCUGGCAGAGGAGGUCGUACGGCUGCGUAAGGCAGUGGAGGAGAAGCGGGCGCGUGACGCGGAGGCGGCUCAGCUGCGGGAUCUGCAGCAGCAGCAGAUGCUGUUGCAGCAGCAGCUGGCGGCGAUGACCGGCAUGCGCGCCUCCAGCGCGGGGCUGGGAGUCGGCAGCGGCGGCAUGCCGAUGGGCAUCUAA